AUGGCCCAGGGAGCUCCUGGAAGUAUUGCAGGUUCAGAUUUUGGUAUUGGUGACAGACGUGAUGUCAUUCGUGGUAAAUCAAUUUCUUCAAAUACUGAUUCCAGUUUAGGCAUCGAAUUCCAACAACGUUAUACGUAUUCCCCUUGUGGUGACAAGGAUGAGAGUAUUCCUCUUUAG
Molecule: messenger RNA, 177 nt
Organism: Spathaspora passalidarum NRRL Y-27907
Lineage: Eukaryota; Fungi; Ascomycota; Pichiomycetes; Serinales; Debaryomycetaceae
Exons: 1
Coding region: 1-177 (58 amino acids)
Source: RefSeq, a predicted model, not a curated record